GCGCUUGUGGUGUGUUAACGUUGUUGCGUGCAGCCGGCUUCAGCAGCUCAUCUCCGGGCCAAUUUUAUCCCACAAACUCUGCUAUUCAACAGCUCAUCACUUGUCAACAAUGGCAGAUGACGUGGAGAAGGCAACAAUGGCAGAUGACGUGGAGAAGGCCACAGCCAUUAUCGCCGCUUCCAACACCGAGCCGGCACCACCAAUAAUGCGCCCUCCAGUGAUCGUCAUACCAUACGUACGGUGGUAUCACACUAUCAAAUGGACCGUGUUCACCUGCCUUUCUUUCUUCGUGCUCUACCAAACGGAGUACGACCCGAAGGCUCCGGGUGUCUUCUGGAUAUUGAUGCUGUACGCGGUGGGAUCUUUUCUCACCACCAUGCUCGCGCUCUAUGUGGAUGUGAAGUCGUACCCCUACGCGGAUUCCGAGAAAGGGAACUAAGUAGUCUUCUCCAUAAGACGAAGACGU
Molecule: messenger RNA, 466 nt
Organism: Branchiostoma belcheri (Belcher's lancelet)
Lineage: Eukaryota; Metazoa; Chordata; Leptocardii; Amphioxiformes; Branchiostomatidae
Exons: 3
Coding region: 110-439 (109 amino acids)
Source: RefSeq, a predicted model, not a curated record